AUGGCAGAUCCAAAAACUGAUGACCAAUUACAUUUCACUGAUAUCAAAAAAUAUUUCAACUCUUAUACUCUCACAGGUGGAAUGAAUUCCAUACUGGCCACAUAUGGAGGCAUUGCUUUGAUGGUCUUAUACUUCAAGUUAAGGUCUAAAACAACACCAGGUUUGAAAGCAACAUAA
Messenger RNA from Felis catus (domestic cat), 177 nucleotides. Its product is annotated as ATP synthase membrane subunit K, mitochondrial-like. The record is from RefSeq and is a predicted model, not a curated record. The coding region runs from base 1 to 177 and encodes 58 amino acids. The transcript has a single exon. NCBI's taxonomy places the organism in Eukaryota, Metazoa, Chordata, Mammalia, Carnivora, Felidae.